UCCUCUACCUCUUCUCGUGUGAACUCUCCCUGCAACCCGCCUACAUCACUACAUUCCCUCCGAGACCUCUCAACGUUUUCCUCUGCCCACGAUUGAUUUCCUUCUCAAACUCCGAGUCGAAGUUGUCGUUGGUGGUGGGUGUCCCAAGUUUGCGGUAGUGCUCUACUAGUACUUCCCGCUUUCCUUUAGAACUGCUUACCAUCUUACCCUCGGCAGAUCGUAGUGUCGCUAUUCCCGUGUCUUCCCCUCUUUUCUUGCCCACUAUCCCUUGGAUUCCUACCCGCAUUUGCUUCAUCCCCCCCUCAAAAUCUUCGUUAGUCUUUUGGACUACUUCCUCCCACAACGCUUUCUUCUUCUUCACCACCAACUCCUUCACCCUCUUUCUAUUUUCAAUAUAAUCCUUCCAUCCUGCUUCGGUUUUCCCUGCCGCAUAUUUUGCGUGUGACUCUGUACGUACUCGAAUUGCUUGCUUGAUUUCUUCGUCCCACCAAUUCACUGCUUUCUUACAAACUAUCAACUUUCUACUGAGGACUCUACUUGCCGUUGUGUUUACCAGCUUUUCCCCCCCUUCUAUGAUUCUAGAUCCGGCCUGGCCCCGACCUUUGCAUCCUUCGGUGUGCCCAUUGCCUCUAUCAACUCCGAGUCUUGUCGUUUAUAGCCAUCUCUUCUUGGAACUCUACCCUCGUUUCUUUUACUUCUAGCUUAUCUAUUCUCCAUCUGUACAUUUUCCUGCGUCGCCUACUCUGUAUGACUCGGGGAGGGGGGGGGGGAAGCGGUGGGGGCAAGCAGCCGCGGAACACAAAAGAAGAGAAAUUUGCACCACACUGGGUUUGGCAGUCAUGGUAUAGAUUGCUGAUGUAUGUGAUGGGCAAGAGACAUGCUCAUUGCUGUUUGUAG
Ectocarpus sp. CCAP 1310/34 is the source of this 897-nucleotide messenger RNA. The record is from the annotation of a GenBank genome assembly. Lineage: Eukaryota; Phaeophyceae; Ectocarpales; Ectocarpaceae.